Xylaria bambusicola is the source of this 1052-nucleotide messenger RNA. RefSeq lists its product as uncharacterized. The record is from RefSeq and is a predicted model, not a curated record. Bases 237 to 1043 code for a protein of 268 amino acids. Lineage: Eukaryota; Fungi; Ascomycota; Sordariomycetes; Xylariales; Xylariaceae. The transcript has a single exon.
CUAAAAUUCUAAGCCCGCCUUUAUUAAGCCACCCCCGAAAUACCCCAGAUCAUAGCGUUCUAAGCAAAUUAUUUAACCCACCCACGGCCCGCUUCCCUGACUCGAUCUCAACUAAAUCUAUUAUCGUACAAUUACCCUAGCCUAAGGUUAAAAAUAAAUCCCCUUACCUAGGUAUCUAACGCUAGGUGCUACUAUCUAAAUUACUCCGCACGCCACUCGCCCUCCCGCCCGCCAUCAUGGCCCAACAAUACGCAACCUACCCCAGCCUGCGGGGCAAAACGGUCCUGAUCACCGGCGGCGCCGAGGGCAUCGGGGCGUCGUGCGUCGAGAACUUCUGGCUGCAGGGCUCGAAGGUCGUAUUCCUGGAUAUAUCGACCUCGUCGGCGGAGAAGCUCCUCGCCUCGCUCCGCUCGACGUAUCCGGAGAAGAGCGAGACGCCGCUCCCGCGCUUCAUGCAAUGCGACGUGACGGACCUCGAUCGCCUGCGCGCCUGCGCGGAGGACGUCGUCGGGGCAAACGGGGGCGCCGUGGACGUGCUUCUUAACAACGCCGCGUCGGCCGGCGCGUCCACGCGGGUCCCCACGGAGGAAGUCACGCCGGCGUCGUGGGAUGCCGACGUGAACGUCAACUUACGGCAUCAAUUCUUCCUCACGCAAGCCGUGGUACCGGGCAUGCGGUCCAAGGGCCGCGGGAGCAUCAUCAACAUGGGGAGCAUCACGUGGAGCAUCCCCGCCACGGGGCUCCCCGUGUACACGCUCUGCAAGGCCGCGAUCAUGGGCAUGACGCGGACGCACAGCAAGGAGUUCGGGAAGUGGGGGAUCCGCGUGAACAGCGUGAUGCCGGGGGCGAUCGCCACGCAGAGACAGAUCGACGAGGUGCUGACGGACGAGUAUCGGGUUGAGGUCAUGGCUGCGCAGACGAUUCAGAGGGAUCUGAGGCCCGACGAGGUCGCGAGGGUGAUUCUGUUCCUGGCGAGUGACGAUUCGAGCGCGAUUACGGGGAGUAGUUAUGUUGUUGAUGGGGGGUGGGUUAGUGAUCCGUGAGGGGAGAAU